Molecule: messenger RNA, 5057 nt
Organism: Melanotaenia boesemani (Boeseman's rainbowfish)
Lineage: Eukaryota; Metazoa; Chordata; Actinopteri; Atheriniformes; Melanotaeniidae
Product: zinc finger protein Xfin
Exons: 8
Coding region: 201-2672 (823 amino acids)
Biological process (GO): regulation of transcription by RNA polymerase II
Molecular function (GO): DNA-binding transcription factor activity; RNA polymerase II cis-regulatory region sequence-specific DNA binding
Source: RefSeq, a predicted model, not a curated record
CCUCCGCCCCGCCGGUAGAAGGAAACACUGUUUCAAUUUUAGCCGACUUUAGUUUAACAUUCACGCGUAUCUUUUGGACAUGCAACUACUGCUCGUCUCGUGCGAUUACAGUAUAACUAGACUUUUCAGAAACGAAAAAGACCUCCCGACUGUUAUAACGGAUCUACGCACAUCUCCUGUGUCACAGAGACCAAAGAAACAUGACGACAGUUUUUUCUUUCCAGGCUCAGCUCGUCUCCAUCAUGGACGCGUUAUCCAAAACAGCAGUCAUGGAAAUAAGCAAACUGGUAGAGAUAGAAUCAAAGAUGCUGAAAAUAGAAAUAACACGGGGACGAAAUGAAAUAGCCUCGCUCACAGAGAAACUGCAGCUGAUGGAGAAGUUGCUCAAUAUGGCACAGGGGGGCAGGCAGGACGCAUCAGCAUGCUCACUAGGGAAGGACUCCUCAGAGAACGGGGUAUUUUGGACGUCGGACAGGGCAAGACCUUUCCCGAAAAGUGAAACCCAGUGGGAAGGCAGAAGUUCUUCACUUAAAGUGGGCAGUUUGCAUCAAGGUGAAGAGCAUGCUUCAGCUGAACUCCCACACCCACAGAAAGAGCAACCUGAACUGGUGGUGGUUAAGGAGGAGCCAUCGGAGGAAGAAAAUGGAAGCACAGAAGAAAAUAGAACAUGUGAAAUCAGAGGAGAAGCAUUCACAGACACACAGAAGAGUUCAGAUGUAAGGGAGCAUCUCAAACCCACUGCAGAACACCAGCAGCCUCUAUUCACUGAUAGUUAUGUGACCCUGAGCACCCAGCAGUGUCUUGCUGAACCAGGGACUGGGGAACUGCAUUGGAUUCCACAUGUAACACCUGCACACACAAACCUAGAGGAUGGGAAACGUAUGGCUCAAAAUGUUGCCUCCCAAAGCAUAAAUGUACUAAGGAAUGUGAAGCUUCAUAAUUUGAGGAACUCAGCUGCAAAGAGGUUUGGCUGCUUACAGUGUGGCAAGAGUUUUAGAUGCUUCAGCCAGCUUGAAAUACAUCAGAGGAGCCACACAGGAGAGAAGCCUUUCAGGUGCACACUGUGUGGAAAGCGAUAUGCCCAAAAAGGGCACCUGUACACACACCAGCGCACACACACUGGGGAGAAGCCAUAUCGUUGUCCUAUUUGUGGAAAGGGCUUUAUUCAAAAAUGCACCCUUGAUAUGCAUCAGCGCACACACACUGGAGAAAAACCUUUUGUUUGUAUCAAAUGUGGCAAAGGUUUUACAAAGAACUGUAAUCUGAAAAAACACCUUGCAGUACAUGUAGAUCCUAGUUUGAAUGUCUACAGUAGUGAAUCAGCUAUACCAGCAUUUAGUGGAACAUUCAUAAAUGGCACCUCUUUUUCCCAUAACCCCUUGCGACACAGCUGUGGCACAUAUUUGAUUAAAGGAGCAACGUUGCUACGGUGGGAAUUGUAUCGAAAUUACGAAAUAUUGGACCUAUCUAGCAAUAUGAUGUGCGACACCGCAAACCGGAGUUUUCGUACGCAGCUGGCCGUGAUCCUGGACAAACUAACGAAGGCGGCUUUGGUUGAGAUCGGAAACCUUGCUGAUGAAUGCUCCUCCGUCCUUCACACCGAAAUAUCCCUUCACAAAACUGAGAAUGAGGCGCUGAAGAAGAGGUGUUACUCUUUGGAGGUCCAGCUAAGAGCAGCGAGGGAGGCUCAGACGUAUCCUGCACAUGUCAACAGCGGCAUCGGCCGCAGACAACCAGCAGACCAGCACCACUCUUCUCCAGCUAUUGAUGGGGUGUUUGGAAAAGACUGGUGCAUGGACCUAUGGAGAGAAGAGAAGCUGCCCACUCAAAGACAGCCACCAGAGACUGCUGUUAUGACAAAUAUAGGAGCACAGGCAAUCGAUAUAAUGGGAAGAGAACCUGAUCUCAUCUUUGUCAAGGAGGAGAUAUAUGACGAUCAUCCCAUUGGUCAACAGAUGAGUCAUAAUGAUGACAGGAAAAUUGUUGGGAUGUUUGAAGAUGGCAGUAUGCUUCAUAGAUCUGUUAAUGAACUGCAGCUUCACUCAGAAGAACUAAACAACUUCCCCAUGACAUCAGAAAGUCAAAUGCAACAACGCACACAGCCAACAAUUAUGGACAAGCUAAUAGACGAUGCAACGAUGAGCACUCUUGUUGAAAACACAAAUCCUCCUUCAGCCAUCGUGGAACACCCUGACUACAUGAACAGCAUCCCCACGAACCCAACCAAAGAACUCAACAUUCAGCCAAAAGCUGUGAAGCCAACAAAACGGUUUGAGUGUUUAUUUUGUGGAAAGAUAUUUAACUAUUUGAGCAGUUUAAAAGUCCACAUUAGGAGACACUCUGGUGAAAAGCCUUUCAGCUGCUCUGUAUGUGGGAAGCGUUUUGCACAAAAGACGUACCUGAAGUUGCACCAGCGAGUGCACUCGGGGGAAAAGCCUUACAGUUGUUCGGACUGUGGCAAAAGUUUUUCUCAGAAAAGCUCUCUGAACAUACAUCUUCGAACACACACUGGUGAAAAACCUUACAGCUGUAUGGAUUGUGGUAAAUGUUAUGCAUAUAAGUACGGUUUAAACCACCAUCAGUGUUUCAACUGGAUGGUCAAACCAGAAGCAUUUGAAAGUGAGCGCAACACUGCUCAGAGUGGGUCAGCUUGUGCCAGUAUGUCUAUAUAAACCUCAAACAUGGAUGAAAAGUAUUGUUUCAGGUUCCCAAUAUUUAACAAAUGUCAAUUGCAUUGUGUAUAUAUAUAUAUAUAUUGUUGCCAGUGCUCCAGUUUUAUCAGGUUUUUUUUAGCUCUGUUGCAGACAGAUGUUGCUGCAGUAGUGAACAUGUGUCCUUUUAAAUAGAUUAUUUGCUUAUAUGGGAUUAGGUUUAGUUGAUUUGGGUUGCCUUGCUAUUUUUUAAUGCCCUCAGCAGGCAAGCGACAUAAAUCCUAAUCAGCUCGACUUAGUUCUAUUGUCAUUCUUCCAUGUACAUUACAUACAGAGGAACAUAAUAUAAUUUCUUUACAAUUUUGUAAUGCUGUGUUUUAUAAUGUUCUCAUCACACCUGCAACUGGAAGCAGGGGUCUUUGUGGAAUAACAGUUUUUAUUUGAUCUGAUGUCUAUUUAUAAUUUGUGUGCGGGAUGCUAUUGAGUGUGACGUGGCUUUAGGGCGUAAGUUGUUGUGAAAUUGAAGUGUUGGGUAGAACCAGGUUGACCUGCUGCAGAACAUUGAAAUGUAGGUCCUGAUGUUGUGAAACCUCUUGUCUGAUGGUAGGAGUUCAAACAUUAUAUAAAAGGAAUGAGAAAAGUCUUUGACAAUGCCAGAAGGUUUGUGUGUGCAGCAUGCUUGGAAGAUGAGAAUUGAGGGGACAAAGAGACCCCUAUGAUUCUCUCAGCUGCCCCCACCAUGCAUAGCAGCAUAGUUUAUUCCAGUGUAGUACAACUCCCAAACCACGGUGAUGCAGCUUGCUAGGACACUCUCCACAGUUUCCCUGUAAAAGUUGGUGGGAAUGAGUGGUGUAAAGCUGGCUCUGCUUGGUCUCUGCAGGAAGUAAAAAUGUUGUGCCUUCUGAAUUAAGUUGAUGUUAAUGGACCAGAUAAGGUAGUCAGAAACUUGCACACUAGAAAACAUGAUGAUUCUGAGACUACCUCAGAACCACUAAUGAUCAAAGAAGUGUGGUCUCUAGAAGACCACAACUGUUUCUUGUUUACAUUACAUACAGAUUGUUUUUGUGGCACCGGCUCACCAGUUGCACCACCACCUCUGCAUGGUGUUUAGUUUUUGUUGCUGAUGAGGCCCAUUACCAUCAUGUCCUCACUGAGCUUGACAAUGAGGUUGGAUUCUGACUUGGUCAUGCAGUCAUUGAAGCACAGUGUGAUGGUCACCCAUGUUCUGCUGAUGCUCACAGACUCUUGUCUUUCAGUCAGGAGGUCAAAAAUCCAGUUGCAAAUUAGGGCGUUUAGGCCCAGCAGAGUUUCCUCACCAACUAGUAGAGAGAUUUAACUAUGUUAAAUGCUGGGCUGAGGUAAGUGAAAAUAAUUCUAAUAUGUCUAAGUGUAAUAGAGGAGAGUGCAGGGUAUAUAGGAGGUGGCAUCAUCAGUGGAGUGCUUGUGGCAGUAUGCAAAUGGCAGGAGGUCUGGUGAGGAGGGGAGAAUGGAGUGAAUGUGUCUCUUGGCUAGAUACUUCAAGCACUUCACCGUGAUGGGGGUCACUGCUAUUGGGCUGUAAUAAUUGAGACAUGUCACUGUUGACUUUAUUACUAGGAUGUGGGUGAUCUCUUUGAAGCUCGUGGGAACUACAGCCUGGCUCAGGGAGAUUUUAAAAACGUCUCAGAGAACAUGUCCCAGCUGGUCCUGAGGGCUCUCCCUGGAAUUCUGUCUGGGUCUGGAGCUUUCCAUUGGUUGACUCUCGAUGGUGUCCUUAUGUUUUCUGAUGCCAGGUGGAGAGGCUGCUCCUCAGAAGAAGGUGCAGUUAAAGUAUGAGGAAAAGCAAAAACCUAAUCUUCAUUACAUCAGUCCUUGUGUAUAACCAGUACCUCAUAUCUCAGGCCACAGAAGGCCUGGCCCAGAAAAUUCUAAAACAAUAACUUUGGGCAGGUGCUCUGUGGUUUUCACACUUGUAGGAUAAACUUUUUAAAACUACCUCUUUGCAAAAAAACACAAGAAAAACAAGUUUGCUUCAUUGCCCAAAUGUCACCACUUUGUAUUCUCAUAUGCCAUACCUCAUUUCUGGGCAUAAAACUAACCAUGGAUGCCUUGAAGAACGGAAAUGUUUUAAAGAUGUUCAAAACAUUUAUUUUAUUCUAAAUGGUGUUACUGCUUAAACAGAUUUCAUGGUGGCAUUAUACUUGUAUAAAAUAACAUUUGUUUUGCCUUGCACUGUAUUUAUACCCAAACAGAGAUUAUCUGUACAAACUAAAAGAUCUGCCUGUGAUGAUUCCCUUGGAAAGACUAGCUGCGUGGAUUAUCUUCAUCUUCAAACUGCAGGUUUCUAUUGUGGAUAUUUCUCUGCUUUCGUCAUCUUCCCUGUCAGAUGUACUUUGUUUACUGUUCAAAAUAAAUAUGUAAAGGUUU